CGUUCCUCUGCAACGAUGUCCUACAGCAUUGAUAACUGGAUAUCCAACUUUAAAUAAAUGCGGAUCUGCAUCUCCGGUGAGGAUACGUGACCGAUGGAUUCCAGAAGCCAAGAGAACGUGACGCAGGAGGAGCUCCUGCAGUCAGAGGCUGACUCCUCCGAGUGCUGCCCCAUGGCCUCGACCCCGAACGACAACUCCCUCCUGGGGCUGGGGGACAGCACCAAGCUGAUCGGGGUCCAGGUGGUUCUCAUACUCGCGUACAGCACCAUCAUUUUGCUCGGUGUCAUCGGGAACUCGCUGGUGAUCUACGUCGUGUGCAAGUUCAAAACGCUCCGCACGGUCACCAACUUCUUCAUCGCCAACCUGGCAGUGGCAGACCUGCUGGUGAACACCCUGUGCUUGCCUUUCACCCUGAUCUACACCCUGGUCGGGGAGUGGAAGUUCGGGCAGGUCCUGUGCUUCCUGCUCCCCUACGCCCAGGGCCUGGCCGUGCACGUUUCCACGGUGACGCUGAACGUCAUCGCCCUGGACCGGCACAGGUGCAUCGUCUACCACCUGGAGACCCGGAUGACCAAGGACAUGUGCUUCGUGGUCAUCGGCAUCACGUGGACCAUCAGCGCCGUGCUGGCCAGCCCGCUGGCCAUCUUCCGGGAGUACGGGACCUUCGACUUCUCGCCCGAGCAGUCCAUCCAGGUGUGCACGGAGAAGUGGCCCGGGAGCAGCCGGGACGGCACGGUCUACAGCAUCUCCAUGCUCCUCCUCCAGUACGUCCUGCCCCUGUCCAUCAUCUCCUUCGCCUACGUCCGGAUCUGGAGCAAGCUGAAGAACCACGUCAGCCCUGGAGGGCGGAGCGACCGCCACCACCGCCGGCGGAAGACCACCAAGAUGCUGGUGACCGUGGUGGUGGUGUUCGCCGUCAGCUGGCUGCCCUUCCACGCCUUCCAGCUGGCCAUCGACAUCGACAGCAGCGUGCUGGACAUGAAGGACUUCAAGCUGCUCUACACCGUGUUCCACGUCAUCGCCAUGUGCUCCACCUUCGCCAACCCCAUCCUCUACGGCUGGAUGAACAAGAACUACAGGACCGCCUUCUUGGCCGUGUUCAAGUGCGAACAGAGGCUGGACUGUGUCCACCCCGAGUCUCGCCUGAGAGUCCAGAACAAAAAAACAAUGGAGGCGGGAGAUGGCAUCAGUCCCCACCUGAAUGCCACAGACGUCUAA
Megalops cyprinoides (Indo-Pacific tarpon) is the source of this 1218-nucleotide messenger RNA. It is a transcript of the gene npy2rl, whose product is annotated as neuropeptide Y receptor Y2, like. Lineage: Eukaryota; Metazoa; Chordata; Actinopteri; Elopiformes; Megalopidae. Gene Ontology annotation, cellular component: membrane. The coding region runs from base 94 to 1218 and encodes 374 amino acids. Gene Ontology annotation, molecular function: neuropeptide Y receptor activity. The transcript has 2 exons. The record is from RefSeq and is a predicted model, not a curated record. Gene Ontology annotation, biological process: G protein-coupled receptor signaling pathway.